AUGUCGCAAGUCUCCGAUCUUGUCAAGGACUCGAAGCUCCCCGCCAAAUUCGAUGCAGAGCUUACAACGCACACUUUUCUUGAAUCAACGUUAGUGGGCGGUCGGCGCGGAAGACGUCGAGAGCGCGAGGAAGUAUGGAAGAAGAAACGUGAUCUUGGAAUCGGCAUCUUCGGUACUGUGUGGUUGGAAGAAUGUGUCGGUCAAGGCAAGCUCCGGGCUGUUAAGGAAGUGCGCAAGUCAGUCCCGGGAUCGAGGUCUAUGGAUUAUAAUCGCGAGCUAGAAGCCAUUGCUCGUUUCUCGCAACAAAAGUAUGACGGUUGCUUUGUGAAAUCAUCGGGCUGGUUUGAGAACACCGAGUGUCUGUUUAUCGCAAUGGAAUAUUUCCCUCUUGGAGAUCUGCAGAAGUACAUGACGCAGCUAUUCCGGGAAAGAGAAGCACAGCAUAUUACCUUCCAGCUUCUCGAGAGUCUUGACUUUAUGCAUAGCAAUGGGUUCACUCACGGUGACCUGAAGCCUCAGGAGAAUAUUUUUGUGUUAUCUACGGGCCCAGAUUGGUGGGUAAAGAUCGGCGACUUCGGAAUCAGCAAGCGUGUGAUGGAAGGAUUUACGGGUCUACAAACGUUCAAUGACAUGCCAGCCUUUACUGCGCCAGAGGUGUAUGAACGGUUAUGGGGUCCAUCCCCAGGAAGCGCAACAUCGGGAUCAGAUUAUUGCCCUGAAAUUGAUAUAUGGGCCCUGGGCGUGAUCACUUACUACCUGCUCACCGGGAAGUUUCCUUUCUCUGGCAAAACUGACCUACUCGAGUACUUACAGAGGGCAUUCGAUACUGCCUUUUGA
Molecule: messenger RNA, 837 nt
Organism: Penicillium mononematosum
Lineage: Eukaryota; Fungi; Ascomycota; Eurotiomycetes; Eurotiales; Aspergillaceae
Exons: 3
Coding region: 1-837 (278 amino acids)
Biological process (GO): protein phosphorylation
Cellular component (GO): cytoplasm
Molecular function (GO): ATP binding; protein serine/threonine kinase activity
Source: RefSeq, a predicted model, not a curated record